GCUUGGAGUCUGUUCUAUAUCGGCUGAAACAUUGAGUCUGUGGAGACCAGUGCUGAGGCUGAAACACACACAGAGAUUGCUGAGCUGAUCUGCUUCCUUCCUCCAGUUACAUAACGACCCCCCAAUCCUUGCACCUGCCUCUCCCCCUGUCCCUCCCCAUUCUGCUCCUUAUUCCCAGCUCAUGUGGCCAAAGUAGACUUCUCCUCCUUUCACUCUUCCUUUCUCCCUCUAUUCUGCACAUUUCCCUUCUUUUCCUUUUCUGCUACUCCUCCCUUUUUUUAUUCCUCCGAAGGGGAGCAGGAGACUAACCCUGUGGAUUAUCACCAUUAUCUAUUUUUAAUAUUAGUCCUUUUUUUUUCCCUUUAAACAACCAUUUAUUCCUGAACUCGACAGCAGCCCCAUCCUCAAACAAUGUCUUGCUGUCCAGGAAAGAAGCUGCACAGAACGUGGAAAUGAUGGCAGCACCAGAUUUACUGGAUCCCAAAUCAGCAACACAGAACUCAAAGCCAAGAUUGUCCUUCUCUGCAAAGCCGGCCGUGGUGUCCACCAGGGACAACAGGGAGAUAACAGUUAAUGUAAUGAAAUGGAAAACAGUAUCCACCGUUUUUCUGGUAGUGGUUCUCUAUCUCAUAAUAGGCGCCACUGUGUUCAAAGCUCUGGAGCAGCCACAUGAAAGCGCACAGAGAACCACCAUCAUAAUUCAAAAGAAUAAUUUCAUCUUAAAUCACUCGUGUGUCAAUGUCACGGAACUGGAUGAACUCAUUCAGCAACUUAUGGCAGCUAUUAAUGCGGGGAUCAUACCUAUAGGAAAUACCUCCCAUCAGAACAGCCACUGGGAUUUGGGAAGCUCUUUUUUCUUCGCUGGCACCGUUAUUACUACUAUAGGUUUUGGAAAUAUUUCCCCACGCACAAAAGGUGGAAAAAUAUUCUGCAUUAUUUAUGCCUUAUUGGGAAUUCCGUUGUUUGGAUUUCUUUUGGCCGGUGUUGGAGACCAACUAGGGACCAUCUUUGGCAAAGGAAUCGCCCGGGUGGAAGAUAUGUUUGAAAAGUGGAAUGUAAGUCAGACGAAAAUCCGCAUCAUAUCCACUGUAAUAUUCAUCCUGUUUGGGUGCAUCCUGUUUGUCGCUAUUCCAGCUGUCAUCUUCCAGCACAUAGAAGACUGGCAUACGUUGGAUGCCUUCUACUUUGUAGUUAUCACGCUAACCACAAUUGGAUUUGGGGACUAUGUCGCCGGUGGAUCAGAUAUCGAAUAUUUGGACUUUUACAAACCUGUUGUAUGGUUUUGGAUCUUAGUGGGACUUGCUUACUUUGCUGCAGUGCUCAGCAUGAUUAGCGACUGGCUUAGAGUCAUCUCUAGGAAGACAAAGGAGGAGGUUGGGGAAUUCAGAGCGCAUGCUGCUGAAUGGACCGCCAACGUCACGGCAGAAUUCAAAGAAACACGGCGGCGCUUAAGCGUGGAUAUUUACGACAAGUUCCAACGGGCCACAUCCGUUAAACGGAAGCUUUCUGCAGAACUGGCCAUGAGCUCUAAUCCAGAAAUGACUCCAUGCAAGAGGACCUUGUCAGUCAAUCACCUGACCAACGACAAAGAGUGCUUUAUGCCUGUGACCAAAUGCGAAAGUAUUUACCUCAACGGCUUGACGCCACACUCAGCCAACGAGGAAAUCGCCAUCAUUGAGAACUUUAAGUAACAGCUGAUCCUACUUUCUAUCCGAGAUGCUUCAAUCGCCAUCAUUAAAGACUACCAGCAUUUUAAACUCUGCAUGAGCUCAGAACAUAUAGGGACGAGGCCACACUGUUAUAUAAAUAUAUCAUGUAAUAUAAUGUAUAGCGGUUUCGUUAAAAUAAUAAGAAAUUACUACUGAAUUCAACGUCUGAUGCCUUUAAGUGCCCAGACUGUUUUUUUUUUCUUUUUUUCUAAUGUGCCAUAACAUACACAAAAUAUAUUGAAUAUAUUGUUAAUAGUUUUGGUAUUGAAUAAUAGCAAAUGUUCAGGAUAUGACCGGUCAGAAGAAUGGGAAGUUUAAGGACUAUAUUCUUUUUUUUAUAAAAGCUGAAUUUAUUGUGAUGCAGCCUUUACCUAAGAAACUGUCAUCAGUGCCUUAUAUUUCGAAAGACACAAAAAUCAUUACCUGUUACAUGUCCGUCUCUUUCCAUUUUCCCUUUUGACCUAAGGAAUGUAUUGCAUUACAUUUUUCUUUUUUAUCUUAGUAAAUUAAUGGAAUUAAUAAAUUUAAAUCCAUUUUAUUAAAUUAAUUAAAUCAAUAAAUUACUUUUGCAAUGCACUAGACAAAGAAAAAAUAAAAACUUUUGGGGAAUUGGGUGGGCCCUCCUUGUUUCUUAUGGGCUAGAAUGUUUCUUCAAAGGAUAGAAUGACUUUACAAAUACAGACUUGCUAUAAAGACAAGGACAAGUUGCACAUAUUUUUAGGAACAUUUGUAAAUAUGCAAACUAAGGGGCAAAUAUAUUUAAUUUUGGAGUUGACAUGAUGCACUCAACUUGCAGUUAAAUCUUGUUUUUUUUAGUUUUUGGCACUCUUUUUUUUUCCUGAUCAAAUUUUUUUUAAAGAAAAUUCCGGCAGGUUUUAGGUGGUGAAAUUUAUUGAAACAACUUAAUUGCUUAGGGAAAUGGGUGACCACAAAUAGAUGUUCAUUUAUCCACAAACCAAUUCUAUUUUACUAAAGGGCGAAGUGGCCAUCAUUAGUGAAAAUUUGCCAGAAAUCCAAUCCGCAGGGACAUCGCCUAUUUACUAAACCAUCGCUAGCACAAUUUUGCACCCAGGGCUGCUUCUGCCACGAGGCAAGGUGAAACCCUUGCCUCAGGCGGCAGCGAGCAGCCAGUUACAAGGGGCGGCAAAAAGCCGCCUCUUG
Xenopus laevis (African clawed frog) is the source of this 2870-nucleotide messenger RNA. It is a transcript of the gene kcnk2.L, whose product is annotated as potassium channel, two pore domain subfamily K, member 2 L homeolog. Gene Ontology annotation, biological process: stabilization of membrane potential; potassium ion transmembrane transport. Bases 453 to 1691 code for a protein of 412 amino acids. The transcript has 7 exons. Lineage: Eukaryota; Metazoa; Chordata; Amphibia; Anura; Pipidae. Gene Ontology annotation, molecular function: potassium channel activity; potassium ion leak channel activity; outward rectifier potassium channel activity. The record is from RefSeq and is a predicted model, not a curated record. Gene Ontology annotation, cellular component: membrane; plasma membrane.